Molecule: messenger RNA, 2445 nt
Organism: Microbotryum saponariae
Lineage: Eukaryota; Fungi; Basidiomycota; Microbotryomycetes; Microbotryales; Microbotryaceae
Source: the annotation of a GenBank genome assembly
AUGUCUUCCGCAGCCAACAGCCAUGCCUCGUCGGUGCACCGCGUGCAGCGCCACGCGUUCCCCGUCCUGAGCGAGUCGUUCCUCGUCGACAGCACCUACGAGUUCGUCAAGGAAUUAGGCCAGGGUAAGCUUCCUCUUUGGACCGUAUGCGCGCACUUCCUGGGCUGCAAGGAUACCGGAAGAGUGAGGACCGCCAAACCAUCUACGACACCUCUCGAGUCACGUUACGUUAGGAAUGAGAGGCGGGGUCAGAGGCCAUCAUGCCUUGUGCACCCCCACUUGCCUGCCGAGCCCCGCCUUGCCCAGCCUCACAGUCGCCGAAUCGGACCCAAAAGUCAAUACAUAUUGACCAUGAUGUCCGAUCCACCCACAGGUGCUUAUGGUGUCGUCUGCUCGGCCAAGAGCACCGUGACCGGCGAAUCCGUCGCCAUCAAAAAGGUCAGCUCUCAACCCGCUCGUCUAGAUCAAACGAAUAGGAGCUGUGCAUGCGGCAACCAGUUUCCGGAACUCACCCGCGCCCGUCUCCACAUCGAUACACUAGGUCACCAAAGUUUUCCAGAAGAAGAUCCUUACCAAGCGCGCCUUGCGAGAGUUGAAGUCAGUUUCCUCAAAUCCGAGGUCCGCCCGAGUCGACCAUUGCGCAAAGGAGCUGAUCUUCUGCCAUCACGUGCCCCAACCAACAGGCUCUUGCAUCAUUUCCGGGGCCACAAGAAUGUGGGUCAAAAUGUGCAGUCGUCUGCGCAUUGGCCGAGGUACCGCAGACUGACUGGCCGUCAUUCCGCCUUUAGAUCACGUGCCUCUAUGACAUGGAUCUCGUCGACCCCGUCGGAUUCGACUCAGUGUAGGUUGAUAAGAGCCGAGACAUAUCGCAAAGUCUGAUCUAAUGUUGAGUCUUCUUCUCUGGUAUCACAGCUACUUGUACGAGGAGUUGAUGGAAGCCGAUUUGCACGCCAUCGUGAGUCUCACACUCCGAGAUGUCCAACUGCGCGGCAAUCCGAGGACUCACUGGCUUCUGUCGUGGUCUCUAGAUUCGUUCGGGACAACCCCUUUCGGACGCUCAUUUCCAGAGUUUCAUCUACCAAACCCUCUGCGGUCUCAAGGUGCGUCGCGUUGUAUGCUAUCAUCUUGACACCGAGUUGAUCAUUCUUGCCUCUCUACCCUUUUACUAGUACAUCCACUCGGCGCACGUCUUGCACCGGGAUCUCAAGCCUGGAAACCUUCUCGUAAGCUCACAUGUCGAGCAUAAUACAAUACAUCCAGCCGGACCACUGAAGAGUACCAUCUCAUCGCUCCACAGGUCAAUGCCGACUGCGAGCUCAAGAUUUGCGAUUUCGGUUUGGCCCGUGGUUUCGAGACCGACCCCGAGUUGGCGGCGCAAGGUGCCGCUGGGUUCAUGACCGAGUGAGUGAUGACGUGAUACUAUCGUCGGCUGUAUACUGACGCCGUGAUUCACUCCGCACAGGUAUGUUGCUACGCGUUGGUACCGUGCGCCCGAGAUCAUGCUCUCGUUCGCCAACUACACCACAGCCAGUUGAGUCUUUUUUGGCCCUAUACGUGAUGAUGACAGUGUCUGACUGUCAUCGAUCUUCACUAUCUCUGCAGUCGACGUCUGGAGUAUUGGAUGCGUGCUCGCUGAGCUCCUCGGUGGUCGCCCCAUCUUCAAGGGCAAGGACUACAUCGAUCAACUAAACAUUGUCCUCCAUUUCCUCGGAACGCCGAGUGAUCGCACUCUCCGCCGAGUCGGAAGUCCCAGGGUACAAUCCAUCCUCCUAUCUAAGACAAGCCCGUGUCCUCCGAGACUGACCCUGAAUCACACCCCACGCCAACUCACAGGCGCAAGACUAUAUUCGCUCUUUGCCGUACAAGAACGGUGUCCCCUUCGAGCAGCUCUUCCCCGAUGCCAACCCUUUGGCGCUCGACAUGCUCUCCAAGUUGCUCGCCUUCGACCCGACCGAGCGCAUCUCGUGCGAGGACGCCCUGCGUCACCCUUACCUCGCCGUUUGGCACGAACCGAGCGACGAGCCCGUGUGCCCGCAGAAGUUCGACUUUGGCUUCGAGAAGGAGGACUCGGUCGAGGGUAUGCGGGCCUUGAUUGUCGAGGAGGUCGAGAACUUUAGGCGGAUGGUGAGUUUCAAAGCCGAGGAGUCUGAGGACCUCGCUGCAUUCGGUACACCCUGAGUUCUCCAUGGACUUGGCUGAGCUUUUUUCCCAACCCACCCUUCAAUUCAGGUUCGUCCGUCUGCUCAACCCGCUACUCGCACCGAAGGUACUGCUCCCCGUCGACAGGACAGCGUGACCUUGCCCGUUCCUUCCCGUGAGGAGAUCCUCCAAUCCCCCGGCGGCGCCGAGGCGGUUCAAUCCUACCGACCCUUCUCGCACGACGAGGAAGUGCCUAAGAAUGACUUGGAACGCGAUUUGAUGUUCGGCUCUGAAGCGGCGAGGUAA